UUCAGGCACUAUUCAGGCCUACUAACAACUGUUAAAAAUAACUACCCAGGGUUUUGUGAGCAGCUUUCGGACUCCAGGAAGAGUGACUUCAGCUGCAGACAGAAUGGCGUCCAUGUUGAUGAAUUCUCUGAAGAGCUGCCCGGUGAACAACUCCAGGGCUUUUCACUUGGCUGCACGGUGUCUCGGGACAUCUGCUCCUCUACAGGCACAAGUUAAAAGUAAGAAGACACUGGCUAAGCCUGGGGUGAAGAACAUUGUUCUGGUCGAUGGAGUCCGUACACCGUUCCUACAGUCUGGCACUGCAUAUUUGGAUCUGAUGCCCCACGAUCUGGCCAGAGGAGCUUUACAAGGUUUGCUGAACAGAACUGGUAUUCCUAAAGACUUGGUGGAUUACAUCGUCUACGGAACCGUCAUACAGGAAGUGAAGACCAGCAACGUGGCCCGAGAGGCUGCCCUGGGUGCCGGAUUCUCCGACAAGAUUCCUGCUCACACAGUCACUAUGGCCUGCAUUUCCUCCAACCAAGCCAUGACUACAGCUGUGGGUCUGAUUGCCGCCGGUCAGUGUGACAUUGUGGUGGCCGGUGGAGUGGAGUUCAUGUCUGACGUCCCGAUCCGUCACAGCCGCAGGAUGAGGAAGACAAUGCUCUCUCUGAACAAGGCCAAGACUCUCGGAGCGAGACUGGCUCUGCUCGGCUCCAUCAGACUCGCCCACUUCACACCAGAGCUGCCUGCGGUGGCGGAGUUCUCCACGGCGGAGACGAUGGGUCACUCUGCGGAUCGUCUGGCCGCAGCGUUCGCCGUGUCCCGCUUGGAGCAGGACGAGUUUGCGUUGCGCUCUCACAGUCUGGCAAAGAAAGCUCAGGAUGAGGGGCUGCUCAGUGACGUCAUCAGCUUCAAAGUGCCGGGGAAGGACAUCGUCUCUAAGGAUAAUGGGAUUCGUCCCAGCAGCAUGGCGCAGAUGAGCAAACUGAAACCGGCCUUCGUCAAACCGCACGGAACCGUCACCGCUGCUAACUCCUCCUACCUGACUGACGGUGGCUCUGCAGUGCUCAUAAUGUCUGAAGAGAAAGCGCUGUCUCUGGGCUACAAACCCAAAGCGUAUCUCAGAGACUUCGUGUACGUGUCUCAGGACCCUAAAGACCAGCUCCUGCUCGGUCCGACCUACGCCACGCCGAAGGUCCUGGAGAAAAGCGGCCUGACGCUGGCCGACAUCGACGUGUUUGAGUUCCAUGAAGCUUUCGCUGGUCAGAUCUUGGCGAAUAUGAAGGCGAUGGACUCUGAUUGGUUUGCUCAGAACUACAUGGGCAGGAAAACAAAGGUUGGUACGCCCCCCAUGGAGAAGUUUAACCUGUGGGGCGGCUCGCUCUCCAUCGGACACCCGUUCGGAGCCACUGGCUGUCGCCUGGUUACCACGGUAGCACACCGGCUCAAGAAGGAGGGGGGGCAGUAUGGCCUGGUGGCAGCGUGCGCUGCAGGGGGACAGGGUCACGCGAUGGUGAUUGAGGCGUAUCCACAGUAGAGCUUUACAGAGUGCUGCAGCAUGCGUGCGCACGUACAGAAUGGCAAAUGGUGUAAAUAAUAAUAAUAAUAAUAAUUAAUAAUGAUAGAGAAUUAAAUUCACCACAAGGCCUUGAAGAAAUGAAAGUGCUUGUGUACUUUUAAAACAUUGAGUGUGUGAAGCAGCUGAGGAGAAUCCUAACCUGUUAAGAACGCGUGUUCAGCUGAGUUUGUCAACGCAUUCAUCAGUUACCCUUUCUGCCGUUCGAACCCGAGUGAUCAGCGCCCACCUCCCUCCUGCCCCGCCUCCUUCAGGAUUCUGUAGACAGCUCCUGUUUAAACCGAUCCGGUUCACUCUUGAUGAAAAGGUGUGAGGAUGGAAUUCGGCUUAACACACUCGCACUCCGUAAAGUCGUCUCUGCAUGCGUCAUGUUUCCACUGUAUUUUUUUUUUUUUUUUGAAUAUUGUGAAAUAAAAUAAUAGAAAUCCA
Neoarius graeffei (lesser salmon catfish) is the source of this 1987-nucleotide messenger RNA. RefSeq names its product hydroxyacyl-CoA dehydrogenase trifunctional multienzyme complex subunit beta (gene hadhb). The record is from RefSeq and is a predicted model, not a curated record. The transcript is spliced from 16 exons. Gene Ontology annotation, molecular function: acyltransferase activity, transferring groups other than amino-acyl groups. The coding region runs from base 104 to 1519 and encodes 471 amino acids. Gene Ontology annotation, biological process: fatty acid beta-oxidation. Lineage: Eukaryota; Metazoa; Chordata; Actinopteri; Siluriformes; Ariidae.